GGACAGAAACAAAAUGAGCUCCUCUAACAUGAAGAUUAUUACUGUAGUCGGCAGCGGGCUGAUUGGCCGCUCCUGGUCCAUGGUGUUUAUCAGUGGAGGUUACAGCGUGAAGAUCUAUGACAAUCAACCGGGGCAGGCUGUCAAUGCUAUUAAAGAGAUCAGGAAGCAGCUGGAGGAGCUGGAGGGAGCCCACAUGCUGAGAGGAGAGCUGAAGGCCACGGAGCAGCUCGCUCUGCUCAGCAGCUGCGAUGACAUGGCUCAGGCGCUGGAGGGAGCCUUCUUUGUGCAGGAGUGUGUAUUUGAGCAGCUGGAGGUCAAGCAGAGCGUCUUCCAGGACUUGGAGCGUCUUGUUGGAAAAGACGUCAUCCUGAGCAGCUCCACUUCCUGUCUGGUGCCGAGCGACGUCUUCUCUAAAGUGCAGAACAGGAGCCGCUGCCUCGUCUCACACCCGGUGAACCCACCCUACUAUGUCAAACUGGUGGAGCUGGUGCCUCACCCAGAGACAGCAGCAUCCGUUAUGGACACCACCCAUGCCUUAAUGACCAAGGUCGGCCAGGCACCUGUCCGUCUGAGGAAAGAGAUUGACGGCUUCGCUCUCAACAGAGUCCAGGCGGCUAUUAUCGCCGAGUCCUGGAGGCUGGUCCAGGAUGGCAUUAUCUCUGUCAAGGACAUCGACCUGGUGAUGUCAGAGGGGCUCGGAAUGCGUUACGCCUUCAUUGGUCCAAUGGAAACGAUUCACCUCAACGCACCUGAAGGUAUGGAAGACUAUAUGAAACGUUAUGGAGUGGGCAUUACUCGAGUCCUGACCUCCUUUGGACCUGUACCAGACUUCUGCGGUGAGGGAUCCAAAAGCAUCGUUAAUGAGAUGUGUGAGCUGAUUCCAAAUGACCGGCAGAAUCUGUUGGCCCGCACUGAGAGGAGGGACCAGCUCCUCAUGGCUCUGGCCAAGCUGAAGAAGGACCACUAAGAAAGACAUGAGACAAAGUCACAAAAACGUCUUAACUUCUGAAUAUCAAUUUCAACAAUUUGCGUGAUUUUUCUGUUUACCAUGACUUCUGCAAGAGGAUUUUUAACCCCUCUAAGUUUAUUAAUGGUAAGUCAGCACAUAGUUUUGAACAAAAUCUUUGAAAUGAGGCUGAUAAAUUGUUGAAUUAGACAUCUGUGCUACGUCAGCAAUAAGACUUAUAUCUUGAGAAUGGCCAGAAAGAGCUGUUCUCAAAGUGUCUGUUAUGGAAGAUCCUGUGACACGACUGCCAAUCUUACAGAAGAACUGAGGCAGAGAAUCAAUUUCAAACAUUUAUUUUCUAAAAUUACCAAACAUUGGAUAUCUUUGUCUGUGCCUUGAUCUUAAGACUCAUUGUGAUAAAGACAUAUUCAGAAGCAGUCAUCUCCCCCGGUGCAUCACAUUGCAAAAUGGUCGCUGUGGUCAACCAAUUCUCCGAAAAAUUUGAGAGACCGAGUCUGCAAUAAUUACAUUUUUAUAUUUUUUUAUAUUGACAGAUCGCAGCAUGUUUGAUUCUGACCAUGUGAGAAAAUAAAAACUAUGAAGUCAUGCA
Molecule: messenger RNA, 1556 nt
Organism: Labrus mixtus (cuckoo wrasse)
Lineage: Eukaryota; Metazoa; Chordata; Actinopteri; Labriformes; Labridae
Gene: cryl1
Product: crystallin, lambda 1
Exons: 10
Coding region: 14-967 (317 amino acids)
Biological process (GO): fatty acid metabolic process
Molecular function (GO): NAD+ binding; L-gulonate 3-dehydrogenase activity
Source: RefSeq, a predicted model, not a curated record